UGGACAGAUGGCUAAAUUCAUUCGGCCCAAACAAAUCCUUAUCUCCACCUGUAGCUUCUAUAGUGUACCUCAACCUUGCGUAUUCGACGCCGUCAGCCGUCGGCCGUCUGCCGUCACACUGCAACUAUCGGCGAGAGUCUUGUCGGCGGUGAGAACACGCCCCUUCGAAGCUAGAGUGAGAUCCUUCGGCGAAGCAGCUCUCGCCAGAGAAGUAUCCUUCGGCAACAUGACCUCCGCCGCCAAUGAGUGGGAUUGAAUCGCCGGAACUUGGCCGCUCGUUUCCGAUUUCCUGGGCAUCACCGAACUCGUCUUUCCGGCGAGUCCCGACAGCCACAGAGGCACCUUUGCAAUCGGCUCCACAAGAAGGCCCAAAAGGAUCCUCUGGCGCUCUCACCGUGGUUCGUAACACCUCCGUCACUGCACACUUUUGAGGCUUUCUUCCUUUAGCUGCUAUGAAUUCAUGGCAUGCUAUCAGUCUUCGCUUGUCCACAUUCAUUCGUUAUGGAGGAGCUUUGCAUGCUUAGGGAUAAACUUGUCAAGGGCUCCAAACAAUGGAAAUUAUUUGCGCAAUCUAAAGAAACCAUAUCUGAUUUUUCCUUCACACAAACUAUCCAGAAAGGGCUAUUGUAAUUUAUCCAAUAAUGUGAAGUCAUCUUUACCUGGUGUUAUUCAUGCAACUUCUCUUAGUAACGUGGUCAUUCCUUCUGAAAGUGAACAAAUACUGCGCCAAGAUGCACUACUUAAUUCAGCCAAGUGUGAAGAAGGGGCACUGAAUACUAAUCCUUCAGAUGGUAGAGUUAUGCUCAUUGAUGGCACAUCAAUCAUGUAUCGGGCUUACUACAGGCUUUUAGCAAAAGUGCACCAUGGCCAUCUGUCACACGCUGAUGGAAAUGGAGAUUGGGUUUUAACUAUAUUUACAGCUCUAUCUCUUAUAAUUGAUGUUUUGGAAUUCAUCCCUACCCAUGUGGCGGUGGUAUUUGAUCAUGAUGGAAUUCCAUUUGGUCAUACCUAUAAUUCAUGCAAAGAAAGUGUUAAGGCGAAAGGCCUGAACUUUCGCCACACUUUAUAUCCCGCUUACAAGAGCAACCGUCCUCCUACACCUGACACUAUUGUUCAAGGACUUCAAUACUUGAAAGCAUCAAUCAAGGCUAUGUCCAUAAACGUCAUUGAGGUACCUGGUGUAGAAGCUGAUGAUGUGAUUGGAACAUUGGCGGCAAGGAGUGUUGAUGAUGGGUACAAGGUACGAGUUGUGUCCCCAGACAAAGACUUUUUCCAGAUCCUAUCUCCUUCAUUACGUCUUCUACGAAUUGCUCCCCGUGGCUUUGAGAUGGUUUCAUUUGGAAUGGAGGAUUUUGCUGAAAAAUAUGGAGCUUUGAAACCUUUUCAAUUUGUUGAUGUGAUUUCACUUGUGGGGGACAAGUCCGACAACAUUCCAGGAGUCGAAGGAAUUGGAAAUGUUCAUGCAGUCCAUCUGAUCACUAAAUAUGGUACAUUAGAAAAUUUGCUGCAAUGUGUUGAUCAAGUUGAACCAGAACGUAUCAGAAAGGCCUUGAUUACAAAUGCUGAGCAGGCUGUCUUAAGCAAGAACUUGGCUCUGCUACGUUCUGAUCUUCCACUUUACAUGGUACCAUUUGCUACCAGAGAUCUCACAUUUAACAAACCAAAGGAUAACGGGGAGAAAUUUAUCAGCCUCUUAAAUGCCAUCAGUGCUUAUGCUGAAGGAUUUUCAGCCAAUCCAAUCAUCAGAAGAGCCCUUCACGUGUGGAAGAAGCUUGACACACAACAUUAAGUUGGUUAUGCAAUUGGGCUUGGCGGGCACAGCCUGUUUGCAUUAGAUUUGCCAGCAAAAGAUCUAGACAAGCUUCUCUUUGUACAGUUAACCCCACAAAGUUGGCUGAUCUUAAAACUGAAUAUAUGAGCAGAAUAGUGACGAUUCUUUUGCUGUAACCUCUAAUUUGUGUACCUAUUAGGGUUUCCACACAUGGUUCAAAAAAAGUGUUUCUUAAUUACUUAUUUUUGUGUUCCUUUCUUCGGGGUUCCCGAAUCCUUGAAGGAACAUCAAAUCAAUUCAUAUGAAUACUUUUCUUUUGUUUCACAGGUCUUCUGACAGGAAAUCAAUGCAAUGCACUUUGCUAGCAA
Corylus avellana is the source of this 2139-nucleotide messenger RNA. Its product is annotated as 5'-3' exonuclease family protein. NCBI's taxonomy places the organism in Eukaryota, Viridiplantae, Streptophyta, Magnoliopsida, Fagales, Betulaceae. Gene Ontology annotation, molecular function: 5'-3' exonuclease activity; DNA binding; 5'-flap endonuclease activity. The record is from RefSeq and is a predicted model, not a curated record. Gene Ontology annotation, biological process: DNA replication, Okazaki fragment processing.